Cryptomeria japonica (Japanese cedar) is the source of this 900-nucleotide messenger RNA. RefSeq lists its product as uncharacterized. Lineage: Eukaryota; Viridiplantae; Streptophyta; Pinopsida; Cupressales; Cupressaceae. The transcript is spliced from 3 exons. The record is from RefSeq and is a predicted model, not a curated record. The coding region runs from base 175 to 699 and encodes 174 amino acids.
UAUAAUCCUUGCCAUAUGAAUUGCUAGGCUUUGGGUGUAGAUAUAUGGACCACAAUUUCUUUGCUUGUAGUAUGCUGAGCCAUAGUAGUUGUAUGAGGAACAGUCGAUGAGUGUUACAGAGUCUCUUCCAUUCCAGCUGAAAACUACUUCUAUAUCUAUAUAGCUGCAGACACAAUGUGUAGUAGUAAAAACAUAUCUGAGUCUGGAUGGACAAAGUAUUUGGACAAAUCAUCUACUUAUAAAAGUACCACCCACUUUAGUACUGUGUCUACAAGUUUUAAGAAGGCAUCAGGUAAUGCAGGAAAUAGAGAAGAGGAAUCCUCUAUGACCUCAGAUGCUUCAUCUGGUCCCCAGCAGCUGCCUUUGCCUGACAAUGAGCAAGAACACCAAGCCUCUGCAUCAUAUCCAACAAGAAUAAGAUGUUUACAUGGUAGACAAAGGGAUUUGGAUCAUGUUUCAUCUUGUUCCUUUACAGAUGGGAAUCCUAGAAAAUGUAAGCUCAGAAGGAUUGAAUAUAGGGAGGAGGCUGAGAUUUGUUCUUCUCUUCAAGACACUGCAAGCUCUUCUGUCCAGAGCUCAGAGAGCAGGCUUGUGAAAGGUGAAGUCAAUGGUGGGGAAUCUCUUGUAGAUGUUGAGCCAUGUUUUAGAGUGAAUGGAGCAGUCCAGAAGAAGAAGAAGACAGCAAGUAAUACAUUGUAAAGUUAGAAGCAAAAACUGCAAUCAGAGAAUAGGCUUGGCGUCUCUCUCUCCUCAUUGGAUGUUGAGAGUAUUGUGUAAGCUAAGAAGUGACAAAUGUAUGAUAGAAAAGGACCAUCCAGCACUCUUUCUAAAUGGUGGCUUAGAUUUGUUCAUUCUCAGAAUAUCUGUACUUUUGAUUCUUUAAUAUUAUUAGAUUAGAUG